CAACAUUCCAACAAAAGCAGGAUGAAUAAUGGGUUUUGUACAGCUGUCUGUCCCACAUCUGUCUCUCUUCGGGCGUCAUUAAAUUAUCUCAAGGAAUACUAGAUGCCGGGCCUAGGAGUUAUAAAACGAUAGUGUUCCCGCUUUGAAUGUGAUCUGUUCAUCCGUCUACGAGCGAGGCAUACUCUACUUCCGGCCAACGCCUCUCCCCGCUCCCCAGGCACCAACCAACAAAAAGUAUACAUACCACGGAUUACCGGAAAAAUGGACCACUCAAUGCAUCAAGCCGGGAUGGACCAUGGACAUGGGGAUAUGGAUAUGGGCGACCAAUGUAGCAUGAACAUGCACUUCACCUUCUCCUCACACAACCUUUGUAUAAUUUUCAAACAAUGGCGCAUAACAGGACCCUUGUCUCUUCUCUUCUCACUGGUCGCCAUUGCGCUUCUGACCGCUGGCUACGAGGGUGUUCGCGCGUUGGCGCGCCGUUAUGAAGCAAGACAUGCACUGGCGUUGAAAGAUGGGACGAUACCUCCUGCCGGAGGAUACACAUUUGAUGACGAGACGCCGGAUGCCAUCCAUGACAAUAAUGACAAUGACAACGUGCUACCCACUUCCACUGCCCCCCUCCUUUCCAACGCCACCAAUAACGGUGAACCAGCUGGCUCACUAGUCUUCACAGCACGGACCGAUAGGAGGCGGAGGGGCAAGCUGGUUCUUGGGGCCCUCUACGCUGUGCAGGUCUUUUAUAGUUUUAUGAUUAUGCUUCUUUUCAUGACAUACAACGGCUGGAUUAUGCUGGCGGUGGCUGUCGGGGCGUUUUUGGGAUACAUAACUUUUGGAGGCGAGGCGACUAAGCCUGCAUCUUGUCAUUGAUCGUUGCCUAUUGCUGGAUUCAUAUCCCUCCCCCCUCUCUUUGGGUUUUUUUUUUUUUUUUUUUUUUUU
Molecule: messenger RNA, 939 nt
Organism: Blastomyces dermatitidis ER-3
Lineage: Eukaryota; Fungi; Ascomycota; Eurotiomycetes; Onygenales; Ajellomycetaceae
Exons: 4
Coding region: 262-870 (202 amino acids)
Biological process (GO): copper ion transmembrane transport
Cellular component (GO): membrane
Molecular function (GO): copper ion transmembrane transporter activity
Source: RefSeq, a predicted model, not a curated record